This is a messenger RNA of Propithecus coquereli (Coquerel's sifaka), 1202 nucleotides long. It is a transcript of the gene RNF166, whose product is annotated as ring finger protein 166. The record is from RefSeq and is a predicted model, not a curated record. The transcript is spliced from 6 exons. Gene Ontology annotation, molecular function: ubiquitin protein ligase activity. NCBI's taxonomy places the organism in Eukaryota, Metazoa, Chordata, Mammalia, Primates, Indriidae. Bases 1 to 600 code for a protein of 199 amino acids. Gene Ontology annotation, biological process: protein polyubiquitination; ubiquitin-dependent protein catabolic process.
AUGAGCUGCCGCUCACGCCCGCCCGCCCGUGUCCCCUGCAGGUUCUGCGGAGAGUGCCUCCAGCCCUGCCUGCAGGUGCCGUCGCCCCUGUGCCCCCUCUGCCGCCUGCCCUUCGACCCCAAGAAGGUGGACAAGGCCACCCACGUGGAAAAGCAGCUCUCAUCCUACAAGGCGCCCUGCCGGGGCUGCAGCAAGAAGGUGACCCUGGCCAAGAUGAGAGUGCACGUGUCCUCCUGCCUGAAGGUCCAGGAGCAGAUGGCCAACUGCCCCAAGUUCGCCCCUGUGGUGCCCACGUCCCAGCCCAUCCCCAGCAACAUCCCCAACAGGUCCACCUUCGCCUGCCCGUACUGCGGCGCCCGCAACCUGGACCAGCAGGAGCUGCUGAAGCACUGCGUGGAGAGCCACCGCAGCGACCCCAACCGCGUGGUCUGCCCCAUCUGCUCGGCGAUGCCCUGGGGUGACCCCAGCUACAAGAGCGCCAACUUCUUGCAGCACCUGCUCCACCGGCACAAGUUCUCCUACGACACCUUCGUGGACUACAGCAUCGACGAGGAGGCCGCCUUCCAGGCCGCACUGGCCCUGUCCCUCUCGGAGAACUGAAGGCGGCUGUGCAGCCUCCUGCCCGCGCCCGGGGUCCAGGACGCUCCCCUCAAGGGACAGGGCCGCGCUCGUCUCCCACACUGCACUGGGACAUGCCUCGCCGGACCGCGGGAGGCCCCACUCCUGCCUGAGGAGAGCCUGCCCACGAGCCCCCGGGGCCGGAGGGACAGAGGCCGGCCGGCUGUCCCUUUGCUGGCAGAGCGGGGCCACCAUGGUCCUGGCCGGCGUCGCUGGGCUAUUCGGUGCUUUGGGCCAAGCAGCCGGCCUCGUGGGGCAGUGCCGGUCCCCGAGACGUAGAGCAGUCGGCCGCCUCCUCUAAGCCAUGACGUCCUCCUCAUGGGGAGAAGGGACCGGCCGGCGCCCUGAGCUGCACCGUGCAGGCCCCGCGCGGCCCAGCCACGCUUCCACCGUGCGCACUUGGUACUGGCUUUUGUGGUACUUAGAGAUCCCGGCACUUUUUCUAUAUUAUCCAGCGUGAUAAUCUUUUCAAGUUUUAUAGAGCAAAGACAAAGCAGUUACUCUUCAUAUUGCAAUAUCUGUGUUUGACUAGGGAUAAUAGUAUUUUUAUGGAACAUUUACAAAAUUAUAUUUUUUAAAAAAAC